Messenger RNA from Musa acuminata AAA Group (dessert banana), 1131 nucleotides. RefSeq lists its product as uncharacterized. The transcript is spliced from 6 exons. NCBI's taxonomy places the organism in Eukaryota, Viridiplantae, Streptophyta, Magnoliopsida, Zingiberales, Musaceae. Gene Ontology annotation, biological process: lipid metabolic process. The record is from RefSeq and is a predicted model, not a curated record. The coding region runs from base 188 to 859 and encodes 223 amino acids.
AACGAGGGAGAGAGGUAGAGCGAGCGGAAUUGGUAUUGGCUAAUGGAGUCCUCUCUUCUCCUUCUUCCGUCAUAUCACUUCGGUCUCAUGUCUGAUGCUAUUCAUAAAGCAGAGAAGUCAAAUAAUCAUCCUCAGCCUCUUCCUCUUCAUCCAUUUCAUCCCAAAAGAAGAUAAUCUUUAGGUAACUAUGGAUUCAAGACUGAACUUUUUACUACUUGUGCUGGUAAUCAGCUUUGUCUCUACAAAUGCCAGGAGUUUGGUCACCUUAGAUGACUUUGUUGUGCAGAUGGAUAACAAGGUACAGAAUGAAAGUAACAUUGGCAGGAAUGAACAAUUUUGCACACUGUGUGAAGAGUAUACUUCCCAGGUUAUAAACUAUCUUGGUGAAAAUGAGACUCAAGCACAUAUUAUUAGUACACUUCACAAAGCAUGUUCCCAAAUGCAUUUUCUCAAACAACAGUGUAUUUCAUUGGUUGAUCACUAUGCGCCAUUGUUUUUCUUGGAACUUUCCACAAUAACACCAGAGCAGUUAUGUGAAAAAGCGAAUCUGUGUGGGGAGACUGUGCUGGUGAAUCUGCCAAAGAGUUCUGAUUUCUGCACCCUUUGCCAUAAUAUUGUCAAGGAGAUUCUUACCAAACUAGAAGAUCCUGAUACUCAGCUCGAGGUGAUCAAGAUGCUAAUGAAGGGCUGCGAGGAAGUUGGGAGUUAUGUUCAACAGUGCAAGAAACUGGUAUUGCAAUAUGUCCCACCAAUCCUGAUCAAUGCCGAGAAAUUUCUUGAGACAACUGAUGUCUGCACUGCCAUCUAUGCAUGCAAGAACAGUGAAGAUCACAUCACAUCCACACUUGCUGAUAUGUGAACUAUGAAAGCAAAGAGGCCCGAGGGAAUUGGCUGCAAAUAAGCAUUGUAAUCACCGUAGUUGUGCAAUGAACUGUACCUUCAACAAACAUUGCAGAUCUAAGAAAAAAAAAUUGGAUAAUUAUACAACAGUGUAUCUUGAUCCAUGGCCAUCAGAUUGGGCGCUUGUAACACUUGAUUUCUCAUGUAUUCUGCUGCUCAACUUCUCUUUCUCUUUCUUCAUAGUAUGUAUAUGAUUAGAUAGUUAUCAUCAAUGAAAUUGUGUUUGCUCCA